UCAUUUUUAAACGUAUUCCAACCAGUUGUUUUGGGUUUCUAGGAUUUAUUUGCAAUUAGUCAACAAUGAAAAUAAAUUUCAAUACUCGAAUCGUUGGGACUCGAGUGGUGCUUGUCCCCUACAGAGAAGAGCAUGUUGAAAAAUAUCACGAGUGGAUGAAAUCUCCAGAGCUUCAACACCUAACAGGAUCAGAACCCCUGACACUUCAAGAAGAAUACGAAAUGCAAAAAUCGUGGAGAGAAGACGAAAAUAAGUGCACUUUCAUCGUCCUCGACGCUGAAAUUUAUUCCAAAACGAAGGAUGAAAUAGUCUCGAUGAUUGGUGACACUAAUUUGUACUUUAACGACCCUGAUGAUGCUCAUACAUCCGAAUGUGAGAUAAUGAUAGCGGAGGAGAGGGCAAGAGGUCGUAAAAUGGGGUGGGAGGCGAUAGUCUUGAUGUUGAGAUACGGAGUGGAAGUUCUAAAUGUAUCCAAUUACUCUGCAAAAAUCAAAAUGGAUAACGAGAAGAGCAUCAGGAUGUUCCAGAAGCUCAAGUUCGUGGAGGUCAGUAGAAGUGAGGUUUUUCAAGAAAUUACACUUUUCCGGAAAGUCGACGACGAAUGGACCGAGUGGCUUGCGUUUGAAACUUCCGGCACUUCCAGGGAAGAUCAAUACUGUCCACACAAACUUUUGUCGAGCCAGAGUGAAAAAUCAAGAAUGGAGGAGACAAUGAAUGAGGAACGUACACAAGAAGAUUUCGUUAACGAUCUGAAUUUUAAGGAUGUUGAUCCUGAUGAUCCACUUACCAAGGCAGCACUCAGUGAUCCUGUUGAGGAUGAGUGGGUGGACAUACUCGGCAAUGGCCAGCUGAGGAAGAAAACUCUUAUCAAAGGGCAGAAGAACACACGUCCUCAACGGAAUGAUAUAUGCAUUGUUGACAUUGUUGGGAAGUUGGAUAGUGGGAAGGAAGUUGAACGUUUCAUUGAUUUUUCGAUACAGCUGGGAGAUGUUGAGUUGAUUCAGGGUUUAGAUUUGGCAAUAGCACUGAUGGACGUUGGAGAGUCAGCAGAAAUAGAUGUAGCCUCAAGGUUUGCCUAUGGGGACCUUGGAAAAGAGCCGGACAUUCCUCCCGCCGCAACUCUGCAUUACGAUGUUAAUCUAAAAGCUGUAGAAAUGGAGCCUGAAAUCGAAGAGAUGGGGUUUACGCAGCGGAAAGACUUCGGUAACAGAAAACGCGAACGUGGCAAUUGGUGGUUUGCCAGGGACGAGCCUACGUUGGCGAUUCAGUGCUACCGAAGGGCAUUAGAUUUUCUCCAACCCUCGGGAGACGACCACAAGAAGAAUCCUAAGGAUAUCAUAACAGAUUCUGAAUUGCAAAUUCUUCUCGAGGACAGAACGAAAAUCUACAACAAUCUUGCGGCUGCACAAAUAAAGACCGGAGCUUACGACGCCGCACUCGAGAGUGUUGAUAAUGUUUUGAGAGUUGAUCCGAAGAACGUAAAGGCAUUGUUCAGGAAAGGACGAAUUCUUCAUAAAAAGGGUGAACAUGCAAACGCGACAGCCGUCCUCCAGAAUGCAGCGAAGCUUGAUCCGGAUUCCAAAGAAAUUAUUCGUGAAUUGUCCAUCUUGAAGGAGAAAAGUGCGAGAGAAACAUUACAUGAGAAACAUCUUUAUCGUAAAAUGCUGGGAAACCCUAAAGAAUCCGCGCCGACUUCCAAGAAAACGAUUUCCUCAUCAAAGAGUACAGGAAGACUCACCUGGAGUCUCAUUGGUGGUACAAUUGCUGCAAUCGCGGGUGUUAUUGUCUACAGAUUGGCAUUUUAAUUAAAAAAAUUAUUUACAUUAUCACUUGCAUAAUAAUGAUAAUAUAAUUGAAAAAAAAGAAAACAGCAAAACCGUAUAAUGACGUACUGUGGAAAGUAAGUCUGUUACUCAUGACUUUUGGAAAUUGAUUUUUCAAUAAUACAGUUGACAUUCCGAAUGC
Molecule: messenger RNA, 1965 nt
Organism: Diachasmimorpha longicaudata
Lineage: Eukaryota; Metazoa; Arthropoda; Insecta; Hymenoptera; Braconidae
Product: peptidyl-prolyl cis-trans isomerase FKBP8-like
Exons: 9
Coding region: 66-1805 (579 amino acids)
Biological process (GO): negative regulation of apoptotic process; protein folding
Cellular component (GO): cytosol; membrane; mitochondrial envelope
Molecular function (GO): protein folding chaperone; protein binding; peptidyl-prolyl cis-trans isomerase activity
Source: RefSeq, a predicted model, not a curated record